UGUCAGCCCAGUCCUUCAAAGCCCUGCCAGCAUUCUAUUGAAUCAAGAAUGUGUGUUGCUUUUAAGAGAGAGACUGUAUUGUAUUACUUAAAGAUUUAAUAGCUAUUAUUUGCUGGUGGUCUUGCAUGACUUAUCAUUUCUUAAAAGUAUAACUUAUUAUCCACUUUUCUCUCUAAAUAAAAAAUAUUACCGUAAAGCUUUAAAAAGUACCGAACACUGCCUAAAAGUAUAUGAAAAUACCAAACCUUACACUUAAACAUAUUGAAGAUUAACUAAUUUGCAGAUACUACUCACCAAAAUAACCUGUUCUGUGUAAUAUCCAGAAAUUAAAACUUACUGCUCUGCCAUAUUUACUAAGCAAAUGGGUACGUUUCACUCAGCACUAACUGUACCUUAUCCUAGUACGACUUCUGAUAUACUUUAGCAUAAUUUAAAUAUGUGAAAAAAAGAGAACUCAUUUUUCUGGUAUCCAAUUUCAGUUGUAAGUUUGCAUUAGUACAGAUUCUUUUAUACCUAUGCUUUUAUAUUUUUUGUUUUAAACGUCAUUUUUUUCCUUGCGUUGUACAACAGCUUCUAGUGUUUUUAGAAUGCCUGGAGUGAAAAAUAUAGUAGAAAACAGCUUUUUGGCAGAAUGUCCUCUGCAGUGUUCAAAAUUAACACUGGGUAGAUAUCCUAUUUUAAAUAUUUCUUAUGCCCUUAGUAACAUAAGGAAAAGAGAGUAUACUAUCUGUUUUCAAUCCAGACAACGAUGUCUGUGUCACUAAACAGAAAAGCAAAAGUGAUGAAUUUUUAGUACCACUAGAUACUUAUAUAGUUACUUUCACUGUGGAGAAACUGGAAAGUUUUUUGAAGUAAUGUCACAAAUUGCAGGUUUAUUUAAAAAAAAAAAAAAAAAGGCUUAAAUAUAAUUUUUUAAAAAGUAUUUUUACACAACUUUUCUGAGUGAAAUUGUACCAGUUUUAUUUUUAGAACCAAUAAACAUCUGGUUUUGUGGCAGCUGUACAGUGUUUUUGCAUCUCUGCAUGACAUUGUUCAAGGCUCUUUCAUUGGUGUGUUGCUUACUUUAUUUGGACCAAAAGAUGUAAAAUACACUGAUACAAAUCUAGUUUGGCUGACAAACUAAUGCAUUCCUCCACAACUUUUUUUAAACAUCAUUUUGUUUAUUCAGAGUUUAUUGUAUAUUACUGUGAGAAACACUCUGUAGUCAAUAACAUAGGCUCAGGCAAGGAUCUCAGUGAAGUAGCAAUUCUAUUCGCGAUUGCCAUGGUGGGCGUCCCACAAGCAGGAGCGCACCUACUAGUCACACAGUACAGUUUAUAUACUUUAUUUCUCGAUGACCGGGACCCUCCCCUGUUUCCCCAUAGACUGGGUAAUCCAGGUUCACAACCUAUCUGAUGCUUCAGAGACAAUACACGGCCUUCAGUUGCUGGCCUGUUAAUUUUCAAAUUUCUUUCUACUUUUUUACUGUUUGAAAUGGUAAUGUUUCUUCACUUAUCUGACUUGACACCGUGAUUUUCACCUAAUUGCUCUAAGGAGUCUGGUUGUCUUUUUUCAAGGUCGUCUGCUAAGUUUUCUUAUCACUGCAAGCAUAUCUCCAUACCACAUUCCUUACCUUUAAACAAUGUAACUCUGUGCAAAAAGAACAUUCCCACAUUACCAACAUUUUACAUAGAUAUAUUGAGCAUGUUCACUGUUACACUGAAUUAGUCUAUGUAAUUUUCAUGUAUUUAUGAAUUAAGACAGUAUCAUUCAGUGAUUUAAUAGGCAGACAGCAUUUUAGUCACUGACCUAGGCUGUUGCCUUAAUUUAGGAUGAACAUAUUUUGCCAAUGUUGUAGAAUAUACAAAUCUCUUAAUAAUUAUACACAUUCUACUCCUAUGAAGAUCAUUAUUUCACAUGUAUAAUACUAACCUUUCCUGGCAAUAAACUAUUUCCUGCCAGCCUCACAGACGGGAAAAUAUAGAGGUAAACCUUACUCAUCUGAAAAUCUACUUAAGUCGUCUGCGGUUGAUGCGCGUACAAACUACAAGAUCACCCCUCAGCCUCUUUUCCUCACAGUGUUUCCGCCACAUCCCCCCCCCCCAUCUCAGCGAGCUGGAAGCCAUUUUGUGCGUAAGGGCGGGGACUGCGCGCAGGUGACGUCUCCUUCCUCUUCAGCUCGGCCGCCAUUUUUGGGGGGUGUAUGGGGGGAGGUGUUUUUGCGCAACUCUGUUCGCUCCCCUGAGAAAUACUGCAAAACAAAACCAAAAGCGUAAUCUUUCGUUCGCCUCGCCCCAAAAUGGCUGCAGCAACGAUAAAUCGUAAGAGUUGACGAUCACGGCUCGGCAGAUGAAUAAUGAGGCAAAUGAGCUGAUACAAUCAACUGUUUAUGGACCAUCACUGGAAAAUACUGGUUGCAAACUAUUGUGUGCUGGAUAUGGAUCAGUGAUACAACAACAAUCAAAUGACAGUUUUUCAGUGUCCUUAUGGAUAGGAUUGUGAACAGAACUACUUAUGUAAAAAUGCAUCCAGUUGUGACUGAACACCAGAUAAGUGCUGUGGUAGACAUGGACUUCAUGUCAUGUUGGCUUUCUGUUUAAAAGACAGAAGGCUGGCACUUCUAAAGGGACAGUGACAAAGUGAUGACCAAGUGCCAAGUGCCAGCUGUUCUUAUUCACCAAAUUGAAGAAGAAUUGGAUAAAGAAGAAGGUGAGAUAAUGGUUUUCCUUUGCCGAGACCUUGUUCCUGACUUGGCUACUGCUGACCUGAGAGAGCUUUUGAUGGCUCUGAAUGAGAGGGAGAAACUAUCUCUUCUUGGAUUGUCUGAGCUACUGUACAGGGUUAAGAGGUUUGAUUUGCUGAGAAGGAUCUUGAAGACUGAGAAAAUAACUGUGGAGUUUAACCUUGCCAGGAGUCCUAGACUUGUCCCCGAUUACAGGGUACUAAUGGUAGAGAUUAAUGAGAAUCUGGAAAAAGAAGAAGUGGGUUCUCUUGUUUUUCUACUCAGAGAUUAUGUACCUCGUAUGAAAUUGGCAAAAGAUAAGAGUUUUUUAGCUCUAGUGAUUGACUUAGAGAAACUAAAUUUGGUGGCUCCUAAUCAACUGGAUCUGAUAGAAGAGUGUUUCCAAAGUAUUCACAGGAUAGACCUGAUUAAGAAGAUUAAGAAGUACAAACAAGAAGCUUUUAUGUCCUCCGUUCAUUCUCAGCCAGUGUAUGUAAAUGCACUUCAGGCAUCUCUCCCUAAUCUCAGUCUGAUUGAUCCUCCUUACAAUUCAGAGAUCAAGAACAUGAACAAAGAAAAAUCACAAAAUGGACAAAGUUUUUUUCAAGAAGAACCAGUCCACAUGUCCAUUCAAGAAUCAGGACCAGCAUCUCAUAAGGUGUUAAAUGAUCAGUACAGAAUGCAAAGUCAACCUUUAGGAAUAUGCCUGAUCAUAGAUUGUAUUGGUAAUGACACGGAUGUGCUGGAAGAGACCUUUAGAGGCUUAGGCUAUGAUGUUCGUUGCCACAGACAUUUAGAUAUGGAUGCCAUGAAUAAAACAUUGCUUGAAGUUGCAGGGUUACAGAAGCACAGGAAUUGUGACAGCUUCAUUUGCAUAUUGGUCAGCCGUGGAAAUCCUCAGAGCAUCUUCUGUACAGAUGAGACUUUUACUGGAUUCCCUUUGGAACAAAUAAAGAAAUACUUUUUGGCAGACUCAUGUCCUGAACUCCGAGGAAAACCAAAGCUCUUCUUUAUUCAGAGCUAUAUUGUUCCCGAAAAUGAGCAAGAAUGUACUAGUCUGUUGGAAAUAGAUGGAAAUGAUGAUAAAAUGAUGGCUAAUGCAAAAAUUCCUUUGAAACUCACUAUUCCCCAAGUAGCAGACGUCUUUUGGAGUCAGUGCAAGGUGGAUGUGUCUACAAUAGAAAAAUCUCCAACUUCAUCCUCAUAUUAUCUGCGUUGUCUGGCUGAGCUACUCCGUAAUCCUCAUAAAAGGAAACUGUCUAUAUUAGAUAUCCAUACGGAACUGAACAGAAAAGUCUAUGAAUGGAAUAAGACCACAGACCCAAGCCAACAAUAUUCACUUCUGCUCCAGCACACACUGAGGAAAAAACUUUUUCUUUCUCCCACUUAACCGCUAUUGGAAAGAAUAUGUUUGAAGUAGCUGAGAAAUGCUUACCAUCAUCCACUUUCACCCACACUUUAAUUGCAUAUGUAUCUGAAGUGCCUGUUGCUUCUAAACCCAGUGAUUUAGAAGCAUUUUGGGUUGUUAAGGCACUAGAUUUUAUAUUUUAAUACAAAGGGCUCUGAAAGAUUGGAUAAUAAUGACAGCUAUUGCAUAGACCAGCAACAGACCAUACAACCAAGUGCAACAGGUAAACAGUGUAUAAAGAGCUCUAAACUGUACAGUUGGGUUUUCUAGGGGUUUGUGUUUUUGUUUGUAUUUUAGCACACCUGGUAUCAGUGAAUGAUCUAGGCUCAUAUUUUGUUGCUUAAAACAACCAAGCCAGUGCAAAACAUUAACAGUUUGCACGCUGAAUUUCAAAAAUUGACCAGGUACUUAUUCACAGCACUUAAUAAUGAAAAA
Messenger RNA from Cygnus atratus (black swan), 4544 nucleotides. It is a transcript of the gene CFLAR, whose product is annotated as CASP8 and FADD like apoptosis regulator. The transcript has 11 exons. Bases 2622 to 4091 code for a protein of 489 amino acids. Gene Ontology annotation, biological process: negative regulation of extrinsic apoptotic signaling pathway via death domain receptors; proteolysis. NCBI's taxonomy places the organism in Eukaryota, Metazoa, Chordata, Aves, Anseriformes, Anatidae. Gene Ontology annotation, molecular function: cysteine-type endopeptidase activity; protein binding. The record is from RefSeq and is a predicted model, not a curated record.